CUUUUUCUUUUUCUCGAGUUCCCUUGUUUAGUUUUCUGACAGUGAUCGCAAAAGCACCAGCACAGCAGCAUCUACUCUCUCCACCUAACCCUGAGCGAAGCAUUAACAACAAGGUCCGUAUCUACUUAGCAAUGGAGGGUCUCCCCUCUGGUUAUCGCCCCCACGUUGGUGUCUGUCUUAUCAACUCCGAUAAUCAGGUUUUUGUGGCUUCCAAGUUGAAUGUUCCUGGAGCAUGGCAGAUGCCUCAGGGUGGUAUUGAGGAUGGGGAAGAGCCUAAGUCUGCAGCCAUUAGGGAAUUGCAAGAAGAAACUGGUGUAGUAUCAUCUGAGAUUAUUGCUGAGGUUCCUAACUGGUUGACAUAUGAUUUUCCUCCAGCUAUUAAGGCCAAAGUGAAUCGCCUCUGGGGAGGUGAAUGGCAUGGGCAGGCACAGAAGUGGUUUCUUAUGCGAUUAACAAAAGAUGAAAGUGAAAUUAACUUGGCAACUGGGGAAGCAGAUCCAGAAUUCGCUGAGUGGAAAUGGGCAAACCCUGAAGAAGUUAUAGAACAGGCAGUGGACUACAAGAGGCCAACAUAUGAGGUAGUCAUGAGGACAUUCAGGCCCUACUUGGAUGAUGGUAAAGCUGCAAAAUGUAAAUCGACAAAAUGGUAAAUGUCUUAGCUUGCUCUUAUAGGUCCGUCCAUGUCUUUACAAGUAGAAUUUGAAUUUGAACUAAGUAGAAGUUUGCUCUCUGUAAAUGGAUGUGGCAGUUAGAAGUUAGAACUACCAAUUUAGACAGUUGCUCAUUUGUGAUUAAAAAAAAAUCCCCCUUGUGCAGAAGUAUCUAUUUUCUUCCAAAAAAAAAAAAAACAAAAAAAAAAGAAAAGAAAAAGAAGAACAGCGGGGAAAGUUGCAUGUUCUGGAAUUUGGAUUGAGCAUUUCUGUUUAUAUGAUGAGAUAUGUCUCUCACCAUGCACCAACAAACAAAAAGAACUGCCAAUUUCUGUUUGUCAGUAGCUAGUUGUGAGAUAACCAUUUUGCUUGUCUAUUCAAUUGUUCCGUGGUAGGAGUAUAUAAUAUUAUCUAGAAUGCGUGCCUUUACUGCUGCUUGCAAAUUGCAGGUAGAUGAAACAAGGAUCUUGUAUCUGAUCUGAGGCACCAUUUUGCUUGCCUAAGAUCUUCUAAUCAUAUUGCCUGUCAAUUCUCCUUGCCAAUAUGGAUUUUUGGUAUAUUUUGAAUGAAAAUGAAAUUUGUUC
Molecule: messenger RNA, 1234 nt
Organism: Rubroshorea leprosula
Lineage: Eukaryota; Viridiplantae; Streptophyta; Magnoliopsida; Malvales; Dipterocarpaceae
Source: the annotation of a GenBank genome assembly